Closterium sp. Naga37s-1 is the source of this 537-nucleotide messenger RNA. The record is from the annotation of a GenBank genome assembly. Lineage: Eukaryota; Viridiplantae; Streptophyta; Zygnematophyceae; Desmidiales; Closteriaceae.
AUGCCCCUGCCAAUCUCCUCCCCCGCGCUGCCGCCGCAGCUAACCCCCGCGCUUGCCCCCCCAACACUCACUUUCCUCCGCCGCGACCUCAAGCCCCUGAACGGCCUGCAAAGUUCCGACGUGGCGCUCUCGGAAGCCAAAGAGAGUUCGGACGGCGAGGGGAGGGGGAGCGACGACGAGGAUGGGAGCGAGAGUGGGGAGGGCGGGGGGAGAGAGGAGGAGGGAAGAGAGAUGGAGGGGAGAGUGGAAGGGGGAAGGGAGAGUGGGGAGGAAGCGGAGAGUGGUCGGGGGGACGCGAAGGGGAGGGAGAGCGGGGAUGGCGGGGGGAGGGAGAGCGGCGCGAAAGUUGCGGAGGAGGAAAGACCGACUCGAGAGCCUGUCCCCGUCUGUCGUGGGGUGGAUGGAUCGGAAAAUGACACGUGUCGUUCCGUAACAGGUUUCGAGUCGCCAAUGAUAGGUUUUGAGCCAGAGAGACCGCGGCUCGACUCCGCAACCGGCACCCUCUCCCCCAGGCUUGAACCGCCUCUGGCGCCGUGA